GUGUACACAUCUGGGAAAGGCAGCAGCGCAGCUGGCCUGACAGCCUCGGUGAUGAGGGACCCAUCAUCCCGGAACUUCAUCAUGGAGGGCGGAGCCAUGGUCCUGGCUGAUGGUGGAGUUGUCUGCAUUGACGAGUUUGACAAGAUGCGAGAAGAUGACCGCGUGGCAAUCCAUGAAGCCAUGGAGCAGCAGACCAUCUCUAUUGCCAAGGCUGGGAUCACCACUACCCUGAACUCUCGCUGCUCUGUCCUGGCUGCUGCCAACUCUGUGUUCGGCCGCUGGGAUGAGACGAAGGGAGAGGACAACAUCGACUUCAUGCCUACCAUCCUGUCACGCUUCGACAUGAUCUUCAUCGUCAAGGACGAGCACAAUGAGGAGAGGGACAUG
This is a messenger RNA of Galeopterus variegatus (Sunda flying lemur), 387 nucleotides long. RefSeq names its product DNA replication licensing factor MCM5-like. Gene Ontology annotation, molecular function: ATP binding; single-stranded DNA binding; single-stranded DNA helicase activity. Gene Ontology annotation, cellular component: MCM complex; nucleus. Gene Ontology annotation, biological process: DNA replication; double-strand break repair via break-induced replication; DNA replication initiation. The record is from RefSeq and is a predicted model, not a curated record. The annotation marks the transcript as partial. The transcript has 3 exons. NCBI's taxonomy places the organism in Eukaryota, Metazoa, Chordata, Mammalia, Dermoptera, Cynocephalidae.